Molecule: messenger RNA, 1711 nt
Organism: Siniperca chuatsi (mandarin fish)
Lineage: Eukaryota; Metazoa; Chordata; Actinopteri; Centrarchiformes; Sinipercidae
Gene: setd6
Product: SET domain containing 6, protein lysine methyltransferase
Exons: 9
Coding region: 365-1609 (414 amino acids)
Biological process (GO): peptidyl-lysine monomethylation
Cellular component (GO): nucleus
Molecular function (GO): protein-lysine N-methyltransferase activity; protein binding
Source: RefSeq, a predicted model, not a curated record
GCUACUUAAGCUAGCUAGAAAGUUAUGAAUGCAGUUAGUCUGUAUUCCAUCGCAACAGCAUAUAUUAACCCAAGAUUGAUAGCAGACUGCCUUGAAAUUGUCAUCAUUUUGAGUUUAUUGGAAAACAUAUAGGGUGUCAAACAAGGCGCCUUCUUUAUUACUUGGCAAUAAUAGAGCCACACUUGUACACGUUUCCAAUUACAAGAGGGUUACGUUAACCGCCUCUCUUCGGUCUUAAAUAUAGGUAGAUGAUGGUUCAGAGCUCAGUCCCCUGCAGAACUUUCUACAGUGGAGCGACAGAGUUGGCUUGGUACUCAGCGAUAAGGUGUGUGUGAGUAAGGAGGGAACAGUGGCAGCAUAUGGGAUGCUGGCAAAGGACAACUUAGAGGAAGGGGAGGUUAUAUUCACCAUCCCCAGAUCAGCUCUUCUCCACCAGGGAACAACCAGGGUCUCUGCCUUGCUGGAGAAAGAGAGGUCAUCUCUGGAGAGCUCGUCUGGCUGGGUUCCCCUGCUGCUGGCUCUGCUGUAUGAGUAUACAUCCUCACAGUCCCACUGGAAACCCUACCUUUCUCUGUGGACCAACUUCAAGACACUAGACCACCCCAUGUUCUGGUCUAAAGAGGAGAGAGACAGACUGUUGAGGGGAACAGGUAUUCCAGAGGCUGUGGAUACGGACUUGGCUAACAUCCAGAGGGAAUACACAGACGUGGUCCUUCCCUUCAUCACCAAGCAUCCUGACCUCUGGAGCCCAGACACACACACACUGGAGCUGUACACACAGCUGGUAGCCUUUGUCAUGGCCUACAGUUUCCAAGAGCCACAGGAAGAGGACGAGGAAGAGGAGGAGGAAGAGGGGGAGGAGAAGGCCCCCAGCCCGCCGAUGAUGGUUCCCAUGGCCGACAUGCUUAACCAUGUGUCCAAUCACAAUGCUAAUUUGGAGUUUAAACUGGACAGUUUGAAGAUGGUUUGCGUGCGCCCCAUUCACAAAGGAGAGGAGGUAUUUAACACCUACGGGCAGAUGGCCAACUGGCAGCUGCUGCAUAUGUACGGCUUCUCUGAGCCAUAUCAAAGCAACAGCAACGACACUGCUGACAUCCCCAUCAUCAAUCUCUACAAAGUCGUCACACAAGGUAUUCAGUCUGAUUUGGACCGGCAGCUGGUGGAGGAGCAGUGGGAGCUGCUGAGUCAGAUGAUGCAAGAGAAAGCAGCCUUUGUCUUCGGCAAACAGGGUUGUCUUACAGACACAGAGCUACAUACUGCGCUCAAGGUACUAUGCAUGUCGAAGGAGGAAUUCUCAGAGUUCAAAGAUAACGAAGGAUGGGAGGAAGAUGACGAGGAAGAGGAUAUUUCCCUUACUUUCUCUAACGAGGGUCUCCCUGGAUUAAAGGCUUCGUGGAAAUGGCUAAUUCAUGAAGCAGCCCGCCUGACUGUGAGGUCGUACGGAGACUGGGAGGAGAAGGUGGAGGGAGAGGGUGUGGACAGCGAGCAGGCGCUGAUAGAAGACAAGGCAGCACUUGCUGGACUGAACAGCAGGCAGCAGAAUGCACUGCAGGUACGCUGUGGACAGAAGAACAUCCUGUACAGACUGAUGGAGCUCACUCAGUCAUGAGUUCAGUUGCAGCAGUGAGCGGGACCUUGGCUGUUGGUGUAUCAAGGGGAAAACUAAAACGCUCUCAAAAUGCAGUCAAUAAAUGUUUUUCCUGGAGACAGA